CUGACCUUAGAUAACGUCCAGCCGGAGAACUCGGCGCUCCCACCGAACUCCCCACGCGCAAACCAGAGCAGAGCAGAGAAUCCCAAACCCCAGCGCCCAUGUCUCCCCAAGCCCCCCUCCUCCUCCUCCUCGCCGCCGCCGCCGUCGCCGUCUCGGCCGCGGCGCCGGCGAACGGCGCGGCGAACGACCUGCUCCCCAAGUACGGCCUCCCGAGGGGGCUGAUCCCGGACUCGGUCAGCUCCUACACCUUCGACGAGGCGACCGGCGACUUCGAGAUCCACCUCGCGGGCACCUGCUACGUCCGCUUCGGCGACCACCUCGUCUACUACGACCGGACCCUCCGCGGCUGCCUCUCCAAGGGCAGGAUCGCCGGCCUCUCCGGCAUCCAGGCCAAGAAGCUCUUCCUCUGGGUCUCCGUCUCCGGCAUCGUCGCCCACCCCGACGAGGGCACCCUCGAGUUCCAGGUCGGCUUCGUCUCCGAGGAGCUCUCCGCCUCGCUCUUCGACCGGGUGCCCGCCUGCGGCGCCAGCGCAGGCGCCCAGCUCCGCGGUGUCGCCGGCGUCAUCGGCGAGCUCGGCCUGCUCCCCGUUGCAGAGGCUUGAGCUUGGAGCUGGGCAGUCGUUCGUUCCACUUGCAGCAAAUUCAUUCUCCUUGUAUCCUACCGCGGUGGCGUCACACGAGUAAUGAUGAUAAUAAGAUGUCCGGAGCCUUUUUUUAGAUCAGGGAGAAAGGCCUCGUGGACCAUGAUGGUGUGCUGUCUGAAAAAAGUGUGUAUGUUGGUCUGCUGUCUCUCGUUAGUGAACACGGAUUCUGUGUAGAUUUGUACAUCUGCUUGCUGCAACUGGGACCUGUGUAAAAUAUAUGUAGUCCAUGUCUUUGUUUCAUAGCACUACUUCAGACAGAAAGAAAAACAUCUCCUAUGGAACGUCUGGCGAUGCUUUUUGUGCGUUUAA
This is a messenger RNA of Hordeum vulgare subsp. vulgare (domesticated barley), 953 nucleotides long. RefSeq lists its product as uncharacterized. NCBI's taxonomy places the organism in Eukaryota, Viridiplantae, Streptophyta, Magnoliopsida, Poales, Poaceae. Bases 99 to 602 code for a protein of 167 amino acids. The record is from RefSeq and is a predicted model, not a curated record. The transcript has 2 exons.